Molecule: messenger RNA, 932 nt
Organism: Jatropha curcas
Lineage: Eukaryota; Viridiplantae; Streptophyta; Magnoliopsida; Malpighiales; Euphorbiaceae
Product: mitochondrial import inner membrane translocase subunit TIM14-1
Biological process (GO): protein import into mitochondrial matrix
Cellular component (GO): PAM complex, Tim23 associated import motor
Molecular function (GO): ATPase activator activity
Source: RefSeq, a predicted model, not a curated record
GGUCAGUAGAGUGAGUGCUCUUGCCCAAAGACAUCUCCAUUAAGGGGAGGGAAUCGUCGAGAUAUAUACUACAGGAGAGAGAAGACCGCCUUUCUGGUCAGAAACGGUGGUGGAGGUGGGUUCGGGUCCACAUAACCAAAACGAUGUCGUUUCAUGAGGCGCAAGCUUAAGUGAAUGCAUCCCUUCCCUUAACCCCAAAAUAAAAACCCGCUAACUAGGCCUUAGAUUUUUUCUUUUUCCCUGGAUUUUUCAGGUUACCCAUCUUCUUCUUCCUUCUCUAACAGCGCAAUUCGCAAGUAAAUAACCGAAAUGGCUACACCGUUGAUAGCAGGUAUGGCAGUAGCUGCAGCUGCUUACGCGGGCAGAUAUGGCAUCCAAGCUUGGCAGGCAUUCAAGGCAAGACCACCAACAGCUAGGUUGCGCAGAUUUUAUGAAGGUGGUUUUCAACCUGUCAUGACAAAGAGAGAAGCUGCUCUAAUACUAGGAGUUAGAGAAAGCACUCCAACAGAUAAGGUUAAGGAAGCUCAUCGGAGAGUGAUGGUUGCAAAUCAUCCAGAUGCGGGCGGUAGCCAUUACCUCGCCUCUAAAAUAAAUGAAGCAAAAGACAUCUUACUUGGAAAAGGCAAGGGCAGUGGCUCUGCAUUUUAAUGAUAUUGGUGCUUCAUCAGCUCAAGAAGGCCAUAUUACAGCAGCAAAUGAGUUGGACUACACUUAUACUGCUAUAGCUCGAACCAAAUUCCUGAAAAAUAUUGCGAUUGGAAAAUUUAAGGUUCAAUGUCAAAUUGAUUUUUUAGAACCCCAAAUAUGUAAACACGCAUGGGAAAGUUCGAUGUGGUUUUGUUUUAUGAAUUUGUAAACAUAAGAGGGCGAGUGCCCUGCUGAUUGUAGGCUAUCAAUUUUGUCCCAUAUACAAGCUACCCCUUUUGUCUCUC